Daphnia magna is the source of this 867-nucleotide messenger RNA. RefSeq names its product regulator of G-protein signaling 8. The record is from RefSeq and is a predicted model, not a curated record. Lineage: Eukaryota; Metazoa; Arthropoda; Branchiopoda; Diplostraca; Daphniidae. Bases 148 to 849 code for a protein of 233 amino acids. The transcript has 4 exons.
GCGGGAGAUGUAUAAACAAGGGAACGGGCUGCGUUCACCCUCCAGAAUUUCUUUCUCUUCUGUACGUGUCAGAUAGUGAAUUUCCAGUCUCGCUUUCUCUUCGUCCGUCUAGAAUUUGAGUGGCUGUAUUUCGUUUCCGAACGAGAUAUGGUCAAGGCGACUGAUAUCCGCUGUGAGAACCGGUUGUGUAGCGCUAUAAACGUAAAACAUUUGCUCGGUUCGUGUCAUUUUCUACACGGAGCUGAAGUGCCAGUUGCCCAGCCAGAAAAUAUUUGCAACGUCAGUAACGGCCAACUAGCCAAAUUUCGUUCCUCGUAUUUCAAACGAACUGAAAUGCGUCUCCUUAACUUGAAAUCUGGAUUCCUGCGACGAAGGAUGUCAGAUUCGCCCUUGUCGGUGAGGCCCCAACCGGAGGAGGCGAAAAAGUGGUCGGAAUCUUUCACUGCUCUGAUGGCAUCCAAAUACGGAUCUUCUCUUUAUCGCGCCUUUUUACUGCGAGAAUUCAGCAACGAGAAUCUGGAAUUUUGGCUGGCCGUUGAAGAAUACAGGAACUCUAAACCCCAAAAGAUGGCCGCUAAGGCUCAACAGAUUUACAAUGACUUUGUCGCUGUCCAGGCUACUAAAGAGAUUAAUGUUGAUGCCGAGACAAGACUUGUCACGCUGAACAACGUCCAGUCAAAUCAACCGGACCAACACGCGUUCGAUCGAGCCCAGAAACGAAUCCAGCACAUGAUGGAACGCGAUUCUUAUCCUCGUUUCCUCCAAUCGAAACUCUUUCUUGAACUAGCCCACCCGGAACGAUAUUCGGAGUCUAUCGGUGACGUAACGGAAAAGUCUUUGCCGGCGUGAUGAUAACACACACACACA